Molecule: messenger RNA, 1293 nt
Organism: Daucus carota subsp. sativus
Lineage: Eukaryota; Viridiplantae; Streptophyta; Magnoliopsida; Apiales; Apiaceae
Product: repetitive proline-rich cell wall protein
Exons: 1
Coding region: 1-1026 (341 amino acids)
Source: RefSeq, a predicted model, not a curated record
AUGUCUCUUAAACUACUACUCUUCAUUGGGGUGGUGGCUCUUGCCACUUCUUGCCUGGCUGAGCUAAAAUUGCCGAUUCAUGAGAAACCACAACCGGUUCACAAACCACCAUCAUUUCACAAGCCACCCGUUUAUGAGCUAGAAGGACAUCAUAAACCACCAUUUCACAAGCCACCUGUGCAUAAACCCCCGGUUUAUGAUACAGAAGAACUUCACAAACCACCAUUUCACAAGCCACCAGUGCAUAAACCCCCGGUUUAUGAUACUGAAGAACUUCACAAACCACCAUUUCACAAGCCACCAGUUCACAAACCUCCGUCAGUUAAUUAUGAAACAGAAGAACUUCACAAACCACCAUUCCACAAGCCCCCAGUGCACAAACCACCAACAGUUGAUACCGAAGAACUUCACAAACCACCAUUUCACAAGCCACCAGUGCACAAACCCCCGUCAGUUAAUUAUGAAACUGAAGAACUUCACAAACCACCAUUCCACAAGCCCCCAGUACACAAACCACCAACAGUUGAUAUCGAAGAACUUCACAAACCACCAUUCCACAAGCCCCCAGUACACAAACCACCAACAGUUGAUACCGAAGAACUUCACAAGCCACCAUUCCACAAGCCCCCAGUACACAAACCACCAUCAGUUGAUCCCGAAGAACUUCACAAACCACCAUUCCACAAGCCCCCAGUACACAAACCACCAACAGUUGAUACUGAAGAACUUCACAAACCGCCAUUUCACAAGCCACCAGUACACAAACCCCCUUCAAUUAAUUAUGAAACUGAAGAACUUCACAAACCUCCAUCUCACAAGCCCCCACAUGUUCCUGAACUACAAGAACACCACAAACCACCUUCUUACAAGCCCCCAGUACACAAACCACCUGUAGCUUUCCUGGCAGGAAAUGCGCGUAAAACUCUACCUAGACAGCAAAUAGAGGGCACAGUUAAUCCCGAGGGAGUGAAGCCAGAAGGACAUCACAAACCACCAUUUCACAAGCCACCAGUUCAUCACCCAUAGAGAGGUACCAGUGCAAGAGCUUGCAUGAUCAAGUUGCAUAAUGUAUCCCUAAUGAGUUACUAGUAAUGUUUGGUCUGAAAUAAGAGAGUUGCUGCUUAAUGAACUUUAGCUUCAUAUAACCAGUAUCAAUCAUCGUCUGUAUUGAGAAUGCUUGUAAGAUGAGCAAUAGCUCAAUGCAUUUUUUUUUUGCAUGUUUUAAAUUAUGAGUGUGUUGUUCGUUGAGUAACUUCUUGUAAUCUGUAUGACACAUGUGUGCAUUUUGUUCAA